UCCUCGCUUUGCAAACUGGAAGGACAGGGACAGAGUGAACUGCGCAUCACGGCCGUCCAAAGUACAACAACCCAACUUCAGAGCCGUCCGAUCAGCCCAACGACCCCAACCGGUUUCCACUUCCCCCGUAGCAACCGCUACCGAGUGAGAGCCCCACGCGGCGACACCCCCUCGAUCUACGGCGACCCCGGCGGCGACGAGCCCUCCCCGGCGGCCGCCACGCCUGCGGAUCGCCGGCGAUGAUGGCCGGCCGCGCUCACGGCCACCGGAACCGCCUCCGCCGCCUCAUCCCGCGGGUCCUCCUCCUCCUCUUCGCCGCCUACGCGGCCUGCUUCGCGAUCUACCUCCUCCUCCAUCCCCACCACCCGUCGCCGCCCGACCCCACCCCACGAACCGACGUCCGCGACGACGAAGGCGUCCGGGCGCCGCCGUCCUCCCAGAAGCCGUGGCCGCGCCUCCCGUCCUUCCUCCCCUGGGUCGGCGGACCCCCGCCGCCGCCGCACACCUGCGAGGCCUACUUCGGCAACGGCUUCUCCCGCCGCGUGGAGGUCCUCCCCGCGCGCGGCGGGGGCGGCGGGUGGUUCCGGUGCCACCACAGCGAGACGCUGGGGAGCUCGAUCUGCGAGGGCGCGCGGGUGCGGCUCGACCCGUCGCGCAUCGCCAUGUCGCGCGGCGGGGAGCCCCUCGAGCAGGUGAUGGGCCGCGCCGAGGAGGAGGAGCUGCCCAAGUACGAGCCCGGCGCGCUUCAGGUGGAGGGGCCGGCGGCCGGGAGGGCGGCGCCCCUGGUGGACGCAGCGUUCCUCAACACCUACGUGCCCACCGGCGGGAUCGAGAUGCACACGAUGAGGGCGCUGCUCGAGUCGGCGCGCGUUGUGCCGCCCGGUGAGCUACACUGCUCCCAGUGGGUUGAAGAACCAACACUUCUGGUCACUCGUUUUGAAUAUGCAAACCUUUUCCACACAAUUACAGACUGGUACAGUGCAUAUGUUAGUUCCAGAGUUACAGAUUUACCAAACCGUCCUAAUGUAGUUUUCGUGGAUGGCCAUUGCAAGGCACAAUUGGAGCAAACAUGGGAAGCACUUUUUUCAAGUGUGACCUAUGCUAAGAACUUCUCUGGUCCUGUUUGUUUCCGACAUGCCAUUCUUUCACCUUUGGGCUAUGAGACUGCCAUGUUCAAGGGGCUUAGCGAGAGCUUCAGUUGUGAAGGUGCCUCUGCUCAGACCCUGCGAGGAAAACCGGACUAUGAGAAAACAGCAAGAUUAUCAGAAUUUGGAGAGAUGAUUGUAGCUUCUUUUGAUCUUCUACAGGAUGACAUCAUGUCAUCCAAAAAAUCAAAUGGGCUCAAUGUUCUCUUUGUUCGGCGAGAAGACUACUUGGCCCACCCACGCCACAGUGGUAAGGUUGAAUCCAGACUAAGCAAUGAGCGGGAGGUGUAUGAUGCAAUUGAAAAGUGGGCAAAAGGUCUGAAAUGCAAAGUAAAUGUUGUCAACGGUCUUUUCGCCCACAUGACCAUGAAGGAGCAACUCCGUGCUAUCCUGGAGGCUUCAGUAGUAAUAGGGGCUCAUGGGGCUGGUCUAACACACUUAGCCUCGGCUACUCCUGAUACAAAGGUUCUCGAGAUCAUAAGCAGCAUGUACCGGCGCCCACAUUUUGCUUUGAUCUCACAGUGGAAGGCUUUAGAAUACCAUGCCAUAAACCUCCCAGGGUCAUAUGCUAGGAUCACAGAUGUCAUAAGUGAGUUGAGUAAAAUACUGACAGGUCUUGGAUGCUGACACAGAGGUUACAUACUGGUCGUGCUAACUGCAUUGAUUCAUACUAUUUUAAUUGGAGAGGGUAUUGCACUUGCACAGAUUAUUGCUAUCAUUGCUCCGAGAACCAAAGCAUUUCCAGUUCCAGCAGAGUUUUAGGCUGCCAAAUGCGGAACCAGGAUCUGAUGACACGAAAUCCGACCCAGAUUGUCCACUCCAUUGUUGUAUUCUUUUCCAGCUUAUAGAUUCAUCAAAACUUUGAGUGUUGAGUAUUUAACACGGCAUAUGUUCUCCUUUGUGCAUGCUGUAUGAUUCGCCCAGUUUUGUACUUCUGUCAAGCCGCCGAAGCGAGAUCGGCAACUCCCAAUGAAAAUGUAAGAUGAAGUGAAAUGAAAUGUCGCCAGUGGAUCACAAUGCUCUUGCUCUAGCGAACUUUGUUACUUUUAUCUGCUAGGAUUAUUAUUGUAGCCGUAUUAUUGAUGUGUGGAUUAUUAUUGUUGCUGGGAUUAUUAUUGUAGCUGUAUUAUGGAUGUGUGGAUUAUUAUUGUAGCCAUAUUAUUCUAGCAAA
This is a messenger RNA of Setaria italica (foxtail millet), 2316 nucleotides long. Its product is annotated as beta-(1,2)-xylosyltransferase. The transcript is spliced from 3 exons. Lineage: Eukaryota; Viridiplantae; Streptophyta; Magnoliopsida; Poales; Poaceae. Bases 240 to 1772 code for a protein of 510 amino acids. The record is from RefSeq and is a predicted model, not a curated record. Gene Ontology annotation, molecular function: glycosyltransferase activity.